This is a messenger RNA of Macroventuria anomochaeta, 3558 nucleotides long. RefSeq names its product EXS-domain-containing protein. Bases 159 to 3455 code for a protein of 1098 amino acids. Gene Ontology annotation, biological process: cellular response to phosphate starvation; phosphate ion transport. The record is from RefSeq and is a predicted model, not a curated record. Gene Ontology annotation, molecular function: inositol hexakisphosphate binding. Lineage: Eukaryota; Fungi; Ascomycota; Dothideomycetes; Pleosporales; Didymellaceae. Gene Ontology annotation, cellular component: Golgi apparatus; cytoplasm; plasma membrane. The transcript has 7 exons.
GCGUUGCACCGAACUCCUCCUGCACAGCCCGUGGAGGAUUCGCAGUGCCCCUUGAGCAUCCCUUGAGCAUCUUCUCGAGUCCCCCAUGUCUUUGCAGAGCUCCGCGUGUUGCGCAUUGCUACCCUAACCUUCGUUCUUGACGCGUCCGCAGCGCUAGCAUGAAAUUCGCGAAGGAGAUCGAGCGCGAUCUUGUGCCUGAAUGGCGACUCAAGUAUCUCCACUAUAAGCUCGGGAAAAAGAAACUCAAAGCCAUCAGCCGCGCACUUCGGAACGUGAACCAGACACCACGCCUUCGCCGACGUGGCACGAACACUCUGCCCGGCCCUCCCAACGUCGCCCCGAGAUACUCCUUUCUGAAUCGCGACAACUUCGGACGUGAUGCGAACGACGCGAACGACGCGAACGACGCGAACGGCCCGACCGACGUGCCAGACGCCAGCCAAAGUCGUUCGAUCAGACCCAAUGGCAGCCGCAGCCGCACGUACUCGUCCCACCUGCCACGCACACCGGAGGAGACACCCUUGGCGCACGGCGAAGACGGAUACAAUGGGCUGGGCGCAAGCUAUGGCAGCUUUGUGGGCAGCCCACCAGGCGGGAAGGAUGCCAGCUCGGAGAGAGGGCGACCACCGCCCUCUUUGCAACUGCCGGGCGCUGCAUUGGACCCUGAGCAUGCCUCGCCGGGCGUGGGUCCUGCAGCAGCGCCUCUCCAAGCGCACAAGACGGUGAAGCUGCCCUCGCCCAGCAACGGCAACGCCUUUGAAGUUGGAAAGACGCGGUCGCCACACAAAAAGCAUGCCUCGCUGCCAGCACGAUACAGAAGCAUCUUCAGUCCGAAGCGCAUGGCCUCAAUGCCCGGUCAUGGCUCGGGUGUGGAGCCUCACCCGCGACCGUUCGUCGAGCGCGUCAUGUCUAUGGGCGCGCAGGAUCCGGAGCCUAGCCCUGGCGAUGUGCCCCUCCAGGCCUACCGCGAGCUCGACUUCCGCCAGGCAGAGUUCUUCCAGUUCCUGGAUUCAGAGCUGGAAAAAGUCGAGCAAUUCUACAAGGAGAAAGAAGACGAGUCUACCAAUCGGUUGAACGUGCUUCGAGACCAGCUACACAUCAUGAGAGAUCGUCGGCUGGACGAGCUCGUCAGGCGUCAGACGGCAAAGCUGAAGCACAAGGCGGCUGAGAAACGCGCUGCGCCCGGCACAGAGGUAGACGGUCAAGCGUACAGCUCCAACGACGAGAAUGCGCAGGAGCACAAGCUGAAAGGCCACCAAAUGAGCCAUUCCUGGCUGAACCCAAUAGACGCGGCGCUCGAGGCAGUCAGCGCAGGAAAGUACGGUAGCAGUACAAAGGCCAUGACCGCGCUGGCAACCCCCUCGGUGUUCAAGCCUAUGCUGAACACCGACGACCGUCGUGACUUUGCCCGUCGGCCAGAGCUGCCGGACGUGCCUUACCAGUCAGCGAAGCGAAAGCUAAAGGUGGCUCUCCAGGAAUACUACCGUGGUCUGGAGUUGCUCAAGUCAUACGCCCUGCUGAACCGCACUGCGUUCCGCAAGAUCAACAAAAAGUACGAUAAGACCGUACAUGCAAGGCCAUCGAUGCGGUACAUGAAUGACAAAGUCAACAAAGCAUGGUUCGUGAACAGCGACGUCAUCGAAGGCCACAUCCGAUCAGUAGAAGAUCUCUAUGCUAGAUACUUCGAACGAGGCAACCACAAAGUCGCUGUCGGCAAGCUUCGCAUCAAGAUUGCACGCGCGGGUGACUACACCGACAACACGUUCCGCAACGGACUUCUCUUGUCUGCAGGCGCCAGCCUGAGCAUUCAAGGCCUUAUCAAAGCAUCCAGUCUAGCCGACGCAUACCAUCCCGACGAUCCCGCGCUGUCUGUCAACACCAGCUACUUGCUACAGAUCUAUGCUGGCUUCUUUCUCAUCAACCUCUUGAUACUUCUCUUCUCUCUCGCCUGUCGUGUAUGGCAUGAACACAAGAUCAACUUCGUCUUUAUCUUCGAAUAUGAUACCCGUCACUUUUUGGACUGGAGGCAGCUUGCUGAGCUGCCCUGUUGGUACUUCCUCUUUCUUGGCCUGACUAUGCAGUUAAACUUUCACCAAGUCGGCGGCGAAGCUUUGUACCUGUACUGGCCGGUCAUCUUGAUUGGUGUCUCUGUUCUUGUGCUCGUCAACCCUAUCAGGGUCUUCUACUACAGGAGUCGAAUGUGGCUGUUGUAUUCUUUGUGGCGUCUUCUCCUUGCCGGUAUCUAUCCUGUCGAAUGGCGAGACUUCUACCUCGGCGACAUGUUUUGCUCGCUCACGUACAGUAUGAGUAACAUGGCAUUGUUCUUCUGUCUCUACGCUCGCUUCUGGGACGAUCCUGCCCAAUGCAACUCAUCACAUUUGCGCACGAUGGGCUUCCUCUCCUGCUUGCCAGGCAUCUGGCGUGCCCUGCAAUGUAUACGCAGAUACUGGGAUACAGGCAACAAGUUCCCUCACCUUCUCAACUGUGGCAAAUACUUUGCAACUAUCAUCUAUUACAUGACGUUGAGCAUCUAUCGCAUCAACAAGACCGGUCCGAACAAGGCGGCAUUCGUUACUUUCGCUAUCAUCAACGCCAUCUACACAAGCUUCUGGGAUAUCUACUACGAUUGGAGUCUUGGUGAUCCUCACGCAAGGCAUCCAUUCCUGCGCAAAGAGCUUGGCUAUAAGAAGGUAUGGUGGUACUACACAGCUAUGGUGAUUGAUCCGAUCUUGCGGUUCAACUGGGUCCUUUAUAUCGUUGAUCCGCUCCAACUGCAGCACUCAGCCAAGACUUCAUUUGUUGCUGCACUUGGCGAGAUCUUCAGAAGAGGCAUAUGGUCGGUAUUCCGCGUGGAGAACGAACACUGCACAAAUGUCGGUCGCUUCCGAGCGAGUCGAGACGUUCCUCUACCCUACGAAAUCCCAUCGAGUCCUGAGACCCAAUUGCGCGCUGCGGAUCAACGGGGUGACAGGGUCGAUGAGGAGCAGCCAGCCCGAAAGCGCAAGUCUGCUACCGCACCGCCGAACGGUCUGACCCCAACGACUUCCGCAACUGGAGCAGAUCUCGAACGCUCUCGCUCAUCUGCAAGGCAGCGUCGCGGUUUCCCGCAGGCCGAAGGCGAGAUUCGCCCUUCACCUUUGCAGCGCGCCUUUACACACGUUGGUGAUAUCUUCCGCGACGCGCACGCUCAGGACUUCGAGCGUAAGAAGAAGCCUGAGCUUGGUCGCGAUCCGCGCGAUGAUAAGAUGGAUGAUGGCGAGUCGACCGACGAGUCGGACAACGAAGAGGGUCAGGAUGAGAAUUCGGGCAACGUGACUGGCGGCGACGAGGGUAACGAUAGCGAGAAGAGCGAUGAUAAAGUUGUGGACCAUGUGGAGGAAGAUGCGAUCUCGAGGGUUAGGGAAGACCUAGCGGUUGGCAUGAGCGGUGCUGGUGAAGGGUCGUCGGGUUACUGAGUAGGCUGGCAGCUUCCUAACUUCAUCCUCACUACCGCAAGGUCAGCGCGCGGAAGCUUCGACACAGCAUGAGCAAGAAGCCGGAUAUUAUUGAAUACCAGCG